AUGGACGCGAUGGAGGCAAGCGAAAGCGCGACAAGCAGACGAACACGAUACUUCAGUAUUGAAGAGGACGAGGCCAUGCUCAAAUAUUUGGCGGAGCGUUCGAAGAGCACACGGCUCCACAUGACGACUCUUUGGCAGGCGUUCAAAGAAGACAGCGGGUCGGCGCGAUCCUCGCACUCUCUAGCCGCACGGUAACUUCUUUUUGGGUGCAAUCCCAUAGUACUUAGGUAGAGAAAAGUUGACAGUUAGACGAACAAAGUAUUAGGAUUAAAAAUUGCGCCCAAAAAUUUCAGAUCUAUGUGACGUCUUCUGACUGUGAAAUGCACCCUCAAAGUUGUAAUCAGUCUCAUUUUCAGAUUCAAAGCGAAUUUAGCGUCGAGAAUUCCGGAAAUCCUCGGAAUUGACGAAAAAACAAAAGUGACGAUGCUUUUCGCGUCGAAUACGCCCGUCGGUGGCCAGUUUCUGGAGGAUUUGCGAAAGAACGCGGACGUGGAAUUGGACGAGAAAUGGCGAAUUGUCAAGUACAAAGAGCACGCGGAAGACGGACUCGAGCUCGUCGACGAAGCGUUCUUGCGGCGAUUCACAGAAAAGGAGGACGCCGAAAUUGUGCAGUUUGUGGCCGACAAGGCGAAGGAUUCAGCGAAAAGGCUGUCAAUGACGGCCGUCUGGAGCGAGCUGGAGACCUCGGGACUCCUCAAAAGGACGGCCACCGCUUUGCAGACUAGGUUUUGGAUUCAAAUAGAAAAUAAAUCGCAUCUUGCAUCGUUUACAGAUUCAAAAAUCACAUUGCCCGAAAAAUUCAUAGAAUGGAGGAGAUUCCUGUGGAAACGCGAGUGCGCAUGCUGUUCGCGGCAAGCGUUCCCGUCGACGAGCACUUUUUGAGCAUUCUGAGACACUCGGCAGAGGUGACGGUCGACGAGAAGGGCAAAUUGUUGUUUUAUAAAGCGGCGAACGGAACGGAGCUCAGAUCGAACGCCGGAAUAAAACGGAAAAGGGCACAGAUGGCGAUGGACGCGAAGCGGAGGGCCGAGAAGCCGCCGGUCAUAGACAUGGAGGCGAUGCUCCGUGGAUUGGGACUCAACCUGGCGCACAUAAAACAGGAGACACCGCCGGUGACAGAGAGAGUCGAAAGCGAUAGUGACAUGUCGUUGAGCGAGGUGGAAAUCGAAGAGAACUCGGACACCGAACAUCAUCCGAUGCGUCUCGAGCAGUUUCUGGAGAAGGAGAACCCGGAGAUGGUGACAGUUCGUGUCAAGCAGGAGCCAGUCAACGAGCCGGAGGUUGCGGUGCUCUCCGAGCAAUGUCCUCUGUCUGUCAUGUCUGCAGGCCCCUCGCCACCUCCCCCGGUCGCUCUAGACAAUUCGGUUCAGAAAAUCGAUGAGCUUAUGACGACGAUGAAAUCUUUUAUGAUGCAACAACUGGUCAGCACUGGGUACAAUCAUCUGUUUUCUCACUUUUUUUCAAACUUUUGAUUCAGAUCCGCGCCACAAGUCCCGGCCAACAGCUCCGCGACCAAGAUGUACAGCAUGAAGUCAUUCCUCCUGCUCUUCAAGGGUUUCGUGUUUGGAAUAGAUGUGCCGGAGCUGGCGGAAUAUCGGCAGAUACUGAACAAAGCACUUCAGGAGCCGAUGGACGAGCAGGUCUCGCUGGACAGAGUCGUAGCGUAUGUCGGCGCGUUCUUUCCCGAGUUUCUUCACGAGUACGCCACUUAA
Molecule: messenger RNA, 1712 nt
Organism: Caenorhabditis sp. 36 PRJEB53466
Lineage: Eukaryota; Metazoa; Nematoda; Chromadorea; Rhabditida; Rhabditidae
Source: the annotation of a GenBank genome assembly